AGAAAAUAAAGUAGAAAGGAAGUUUAACAAAAAAAAAAAAAAAGGAGGAAGAAAAUGGAGAGUGAAGUAGCAGCGAAGGCGAGAAGGGAAGCAGAGACUCCGGCGACGUACAUUGGACUGAAGACGAGAGGUCAGAGAGCUAAACUUAACAACGGGUCUGUGUCAGCAUCUUCCCAGCAGCAGAGAAGCACCGAGAAGAAGAAGAGGAAGAGUCACAAACCCAUCGUUGACAAGAAGUACUCUCAGUGGAAGACUCUUGUUCCCAUUCUCUAUGACUCACUCUCCAACCAGAGCCUCGUCUGGCCUUGUCUCUCUUGCAGAUGGGGACCACAGAUUGAGCAAGCAUUGGCUAAGAAUCAGCAGCGUCUCUACCUCACGGAACAAACUAAUGGAAGUGUGCCUAAUACCUUGGUCGUAGCUACUUGCGAAGCUGUUAAGAAGCAGCUUAAUGGAAAAGCAUGCUCUCCAUUUGUGAAGAAGUACAAGACAAUCAUCCACCCUGGAGAGGUCAACAGAAUCAGGGAACUGCCACAAAAUAGUAAGAUUGUAGCUACUCACACCGACAGUCCUGAUGUUCUCAUUUGGGACACUGAGACUCAACCAGAUCGGCAUGCUGUGCUUGGAGCUCCACAUUCUCGUCCUGAUUUGAUACUAACUGGACACCAGGAUAAUGCUGAAUUUGCUCUUGCGAUGUUCCCAACCGAACCUUUUGUUCUUUCUGGAGGCAAGGACAAGUCAGUUGUUCUGUGGAGUAUCCAAGAUCAUAUCACAACAGCUGGUAGUAAUAAAACUGGUGGUCGUUCCGUUGGCCCUCGAGGUGUAUAUCAUGGCCACGAGGAUACGGUUGAAGAUGUGGCCUUCUGUCCAUCUAGUGCCCAGGAGUUCUGCAGUGUUGGUGAUGACUCUUGUCUUAUACUAUGGGAUGCACGAACCGGCUCCGGUCCUGCCAUGAAGGUUGAGAAAGCACAUGAUGCUGAUCUUCACUGUGUCGAUUGGAAUCCUCAUGACAACAAUCUGAUCCUGACAGGGUCAGCAGAUAACACUGUCCGUCUGUUCGACCGCCGAAACCUGACCUCAAAUGGAGUUGGCUCUCCUAUCUACAAAUUUGAAGGCCACAAUGCUUCUGUUCUUUCUGUUCAGUGGUCUCCUGAUAAGUCAUCUGUUUUUGGGAGUUCUGCAGAAGAUGGUCUCUUAAACAUAUGGGAUUAUGAUAAGCUCGGCAAGAAGUCUGCGCGUGCACCCAAAAGCCCUCCUGGGCUUUUCUUCCAGCAUGCUGGUCACAGGGACAACGUGGUCGACUUCCACUGGAACGUAUUGGAACCUUGGACUAUCGUCAGUGUUUCUGGUAACUGUGAGAGUAACGGUGGGGGUGGUACAUUGCAGAUAUGGCGGAUGAGUGGGUUGAUUUACAGACCGGAAGAUGAAGUACUGGCAGAGCUAGAGAACUUCAAGUCACAGGUUUUCUCAUGUGCCUCCAGGCCUUGAUGAAGCAAGUCCCGUGACUGUUUCUGUUUUACGUAUGCGGUUUAAGUAUUAAUUUUUCGGAGGAGUCACUUGGUAUAUGUAGACCAGUAAUUCAAAAAUAUUGGUAGGCUUAGGACAUUUCCGGAAUCGUGUAGGGUUCUUGAUCCUGUUUUCUUUAGUUUAAUCGUAGGCACUUAACUUGCUAUUAUGGUCAACCAUUGUUGUGAAUCCCCAAACUUAACCAACAGAUUGAAAUCUAUAAUUUUAAGUACUUGACUUGAUCCAUGUUUACUGAACCGUUCAGUUUCAUUUUUCAACAACAAAAUCAGAUAGAAGUUUGGUUUGGUUCCUUCACCUCUUUUCGGUUCUGCAUUAACAGCCUGGCCAGCCACUAAUCCUACAGUCUUCAGAACUGUUGUGCAACCUUAAGUACUAAGAUCUAAAACAAUUGGAGUUUAAAGCUCAUAGGACUGUGGGGUGAAGGAGUUAGAUAGCAACAAUCAAGGAUAUUUAUUACAAAAUAUCUUCUAGUAGAUUCUGUCUCUCUCCCUAGUUUUAAAAACGUCUCCAGUGAUGAAAGUACUGAGCCUUUCAUGGGUUUUUGACUUAUCUGAACAUUAAGUACACUAACUCAUUCAUAGAUCCAAGACCACCACAUAGCUUCUAUAGGCUUUGUUGGAUUCUUAUCAUUUGUUCAGUUUCACCUAUAACCAAACAAAUUGUCGACGCAUACAAACAUACACACAUAUGUGGUACACACAAACACGUCUUGAGUUUUGUAUGUGUAUGUGAAUGUGCCAAGUUAUUUGUUUGGAGAAGAGGAGACAAAAUCGUGGCUCAAGAACUAUAUGUUAAUAGGUUAUGUCCUUUUUUUUUUGGUGCAACAAUAGGUUAUGUCCUUUUUAUUAAUUCCUAGCCGUUAAACCCCUUUGCUUUUUCUCCUUUCUCUUGUUCAUUGUUUCAACAGUCUUGUUAUCUCCCCAUCCACCGAGUAAUAUCCUUUCGACAAUUUAUGCACCAUUAAAACUGGUCAUUAACUAAUAAAAAUGAGGAUCAUAUCAUCUUCUUCAUAUUUUUCUUGAAUAUAGGUUCACCAUAAUAGAACUAUUGUUCUUUCUACUUGAGAAAGAUAUGUGUGUGCGUGUGGUGAACCAAUAGAGCCUAAAGCUUGUUAGAGUGCAAGCUUUUAGGGAGUGAUACACCUGUUAGUUUGGUUACUCUAUAAAUGAAUACAAACGCAUUUAUGGUUUGCGUAUUAAAUAUAUGAGUAUCCAAGUAUCCAACACGUGAUAAAAUCCGAGUAUGUCAUGUUCAAGCUUUGAAGAUCAAGGAAAAGUCCUUGGGUCACGGGAUUGUAGCUGGAUUUUUGGAGCUCAAGAUUUUGACUUCCCUUGUACCUACAUAAUCUGUAUAUCCAUCUACUCCAACAUGCAUCUCAUUUAUAAUAUGAUGACCUUCCAAGUACCAAGUGUCUUACUUCAUAUUUAUCUACAUUUUCGGUAGGUAGGUUUUUAUUUGAUUACUUAUUUGUUAGGGUGAUUGGUUGUAUCCGUAAAUGUUAUAGACAACCAAAUUUAUAGUUAAAUAUGUCAAACAAUCAAGUUAAAAAAAAAAUUUACAUCAUUUUUUUUUGGAAAAUUAAAAAAUAGCCAUGGAAAGUUUUAUUUCCACAGCAAAUAAUGAUGUGUUUUACAAAGCUACGACAAAAACAUUUCCAGCAAAAAAAAGUUAUUGCUUAAUUGGCUAAAAACAUUAAACUGCCGCUUAUUCCAAUUGCCCAUAUGUUUUAAAAUUGUUUUGCAAGAUUGUAAACUAACCUUCUGAAAGUUAGUAACAACAUGAAUUCAAAGAACGCAUGUUUCCUUUUACAUAUUGAUCGUGUGUGAAUAUAUAAUCCCGUGAAAAUCGUUUUGUCUUCUGUUUUUUUUUUUUUUUGAACACAAACUUCUUUCUUAACUUUAACUUGUUUGCCUACAACAGAUAGAGGGAAUUAUCUAUCCUCUUUGAUUAAAAAGAUAAACUAGAACAGCAUAACAUAAAAUGGAUAGGUCUUCAAAAGAAGAAGAUGACAGCGAACUCAAGACGAUGCUUGAAUGCGUCAAUGUAGCUUUUACGACAUGGUUGCACAGCAGAGAACUAGUCACCUUAUAUUGUGACGUUAACACCCAAUCCGCACCGCAGAAUAUCAUCGAAACGAAGUCCGCUGCAUCUUCAGGCUCCGAACAGACCGCUACGCAAGAUAACAAGACGGUUAUAGAUAUGGGUGGACACUUCCAUUUAACGUUUGAAGGGAAACACUCCUUAAAAAGGAGAUAGUGGAUAAAAUGGUUCUCUUCUCCAAAGAGAAAGAGGUGAAUGUUGAUGAAGGUGAUCCUGAUAAACUCUUCGCAUAAGAGAGAUAAGAUGUAUGUAGAACGGCUUUGGUAAAGAUUUCAGUGACACCACCAAAAUUCUUUAGGCAAAUAAUCAUUAGGCUGGACAAAUAAUAGUUAAGCACCACUAGACUCACCAAGCCCAAUUUCAAUACAUGAAGACCCAGCCCAAGAGAAAUAGAAACAUGACCUUGUCGGGAUAUUGCGAGUACGACGGAGAAAGCACGGUGGAGAAAGGGAAGCUUCGGCGAGAGGACAGGGGAAGCAGGCGGCGGAGAUGGUGACAGAUCUGGCUGGUGAGGCGCAGUUCCGUUUGGAUGACAGGCGUCGACCCCAGAACGGGAUGGAUAUUCGUCGCGAGAUAGAUAGACGUAACAGGAAAGCGACAUUGAUGAAGAACAGCGACUGUAACCGGCGAGAAACUCAACGGUUUGGGGAACCCCCCAUAAAAUGUUUGGUCUAGUAGUACUAGAUCCGUAAAGAGACAGACGAGAGCUUCGGCUCACAACAGCAAGCUUUCUCCGAAGAGAUACACUGGCGUGAGCAGAGAGGUUGAUAAAGGCGGAGAACCAGAUCGGCGAACUCACGAACGCGGUGGAGAUGAAGAAUAGGAGGAGCGGAAGACGAACAGAGCUGUGGAAGAAGGCUCGACGCCGGCGGCCAGAGGGCUCACCGACGUCGAGAUGUGGCGGCUGCAAGCGUACCUCGAUUCUCGGGUCUGAGAGCUUUCGAGCUUUAGGGCGAAUUCUUUUGUCUUCUGUUUAAACCGAUAUAUUUAUGAAUGUACACACUUUUCCAAUAAUAAGUGUGGAGGUUGCUCAUUUCAUUUGUAUUUUGUCCAGACGUGUAUCAUCAAAGAUACCGAGAGAGGCGAUUUAUGUUAAUAUAAUAUCCUUUUAAUAUUAAAAUUAUAAUUUUCAUUUUGUGUACAUCAAAGUACAGAGAGAUCACACACACGUAACUUAAGAAAAAUAAUAAUUUAAAUGUAUUUGUUUCAGAACUCAAAGUUGAUUCUCGGAGAGCCAGAGCUUCUUCGGGAUGUGCAAACUAAACGCAACCGACAAAAGCCUUCGCAAGAUUUUGUCUUUAUGCUUUGUUUCUAUUCAUUAUUUAUUCACAUUUUCGACAGUUAAUAAAUGUUGGUCACGAAACAUAUAGUACUACUUAUUACUGUGGAUUUUACGUAGAAGCAAUGCAUAUCAAUUAUUCAAUACUUUUAAUAUGAGUAGUUAUAGUUAUCAGUUAAGUCUAGAUACUAAAUAUAUACUUUUAUAAUGAUGGGGUCAUUUUCUGAUUAUAUAAAUAAGUAAGCGAUAGCCUGCGGAUCUGCACUACCUUUGAUGAAGAUCCAUUUCUGUGUAGUGCAAAAGUUUGAUAUAAUUAAUUUUAACUAAAGUAAGAUAAAUCUACAACAAUAUCUUCAUUAAAAGAAAAAGCUUAAUACUUUGAUCGAUCUUAAAGGAAAAUCUUCGUUAAAGAAUUAUUCAUGAACAUACUAGCUUAAGGAAUUAAUUGAUCAUUGUGUUUGUGUAUUUAGUGUUGUGAUGAUUGCCUACGAUUUCUAUGGGCAAAAAAAAAGCAAAAGGAAAACAUACUUAACAUCUUUAUAGUUUCCACUAUAUAUAUAUGCUUGUCGACUUAAAUAAAAUAAAUUAUCACGUCGAUUGAGUAUUUUAAAAGUUUCAACUUCAAACAAUAGUAUU
Messenger RNA from Brassica rapa (field mustard), 5539 nucleotides. Its product is annotated as WD-40 repeat-containing protein MSI5. The record is from RefSeq and is a predicted model, not a curated record. Gene Ontology annotation, molecular function: protein binding. NCBI's taxonomy places the organism in Eukaryota, Viridiplantae, Streptophyta, Magnoliopsida, Brassicales, Brassicaceae.